Phytomonas sp. EM1 is the source of this 513-nucleotide messenger RNA. The record is from the annotation of a GenBank genome assembly. NCBI's taxonomy places the organism in Eukaryota, Euglenozoa, Kinetoplastea, Trypanosomatida, Trypanosomatidae.
AUGACGGGGGGACCGCCAUCGAAAGCAGCUCGAGGUGAAGUGGACCUCACGGGCACCCCCCCUCGCCGCGAUCCCCGCACGCGCGCCGUGGAUGUGAACGGGCCGCUGCCGCCCCCUACUUUUUCCUCGCCGGCCGCGCGGAGCGGCCCCUCGGCUGCCCGUUCGGACGCCCUCACGCCGGAGAUGCCGAACCUCGGUGGUGAGCGGCGCCUGUCCAGCCGGGAUCCCGAUCACGAGGAGCUCGAUCGGAUGAUGAGCAAGACGCGGACCUUUCGCUCCAACUUCGGCGAGAACCCCGAUGAUGACGCGGAGGCGAGGUUUCGGGAGAACAUCCGGAGGCGUUUCGAUGAAAUUGAGAAGGCGGCCGGUACUAGCCGAGCAACCAGGGAUAGACAUACACCAUUAAAGGGCACCGCGACGAACGCUGAGCGCGCGGCAGGCGACCCAGACCAGGGUACGGUGGUGGACAAGCGUAAAAAACAUAAAUCUAAGUGCGAGUGUGCUAUGAUGUGA